This is a messenger RNA of Mesocricetus auratus (golden hamster), 747 nucleotides long. Its product is annotated as small proline-rich protein 2D. Bases 105 to 377 code for a protein of 90 amino acids. Gene Ontology annotation, cellular component: cornified envelope. The record is from RefSeq and is a predicted model, not a curated record. NCBI's taxonomy places the organism in Eukaryota, Metazoa, Chordata, Mammalia, Rodentia, Cricetidae. The transcript has 2 exons.
GCCAGUCCUAUAAAACCGUGCUAGCAUGAAUGAAAGCAACACACUUGGUACGCAAGCCCCAGACUACGGACAACCUGUCUUUCAGAUCCUGAGACUUCAGCACGAUGUCUUACCAACAGCAGCAGUGCAAGCAGCCCUGCCAGCCUCCUCCUGUGUGCCCACCCCCAAAGUGCCCUGAGCCUUGUCCUCCUCCAAAGUGCCCUGAGCCUUGUCCUCCUCCAAAGUGCCCUGAGCCUUGUCCUCCUCCAAAGUGUUCAGAGCCUUGUCCUCCUCCAAAGUGCCCUGAACCCUGCCCUCCUCAGCCAUGCCAGCAGAAAUGUCCUCCUGUGCAACCUCCACCUCCCUGCCAGCAGAAGUGCCCACCCAAGAGCAAGUGAGUGAUUCAACAGUCAACAUGGCCAAGAGAAGACAUGGAAAUCUACCUCUUACAUUUCUGUAGAAAAACCCCUCUUCUUCACUUCAAAGCCUGUCAUGGAUGCAGAAGAAUAUUCUCCACUCUUCACCUCCAUGUGUCUGUGGUCACCUGAUGGGGAAGGUAUUCCCUUCAGGUUGUUCUGCUUCUGCUGUGAAGGGGCUGCUGAGAAUGAUCCUUCCUCUCUGGCUCAGUGUCCCAGAUGCUCAGAGUGAAGAGCAGCAGCUUUCCACCCUGUGCACUCAGAGGAUGUUUCCAAAACUGUAAUUUACCUUGGCUGGGUUGUUUCCACUGUGGUUUCAUUUCCUGAAUAAAGUACAAACUGGUUGAUACUA